AUGUAUAAUGCUUUGACAAUAACAGAAAUUGCAUCACAAAGCGAUUUCAAACGAUGGUCAGCAAAACAAGUAAAAGAAUGGGCUACAAAAGAAGUUCAAGUAAGAGAAGAAUAUGCCCAGAUGCUUCUUGAUAAUGAUGUAGAUGGAGAGAGUAUCGCGGUGUUUACAGAGGCUGAUUUUGGUAAAUGUGGCAUAGUCGUCGCACCUGCAAAGAAGCUCUAUCUGGCUGCUCAACAACUUUUAAUUAAACAACAACAAUCGCUAUCGCAUCAACACAGCAGCAGCAGUAGAGACCAGCCUCCCCCAUCAACAACAACAUGGUCCAACACUCCAGUCAAGGAAUGGACUGCCCAAUUGGCUAAUGAUUGGGUGACUGACACUCUCAAAGCCGCACGUCGUCCAAAUGGCCUUUCCCUCCAAGACGACCCUCCGGUUACAGGUCGAGAUCUUUGGUUGUUGCAUGAUUCAAGAUUUUUAUUUGAUGGCUUGUUCUGUGUUCCCAAUGGUACCGAAACAGAUCUCAAAUCAGAGCAAAGCAAGGCUCUCCUUGAUGUGCUUUUCAAAGAACUCGGUUCUCUCGACCCACCUCAGACUAAUAACCCAUCUCUUUUUCCUCUUAAUCACUACUUUUGUCAAACAUACCUAAUUGCUACAUCAACCGAUCACUAUCAUUCAAAUCUAGUCAUUUUGUUUUGCUUUGUUUGUUCUCAUAUUACAGGCCCUUUACUUGCCUCAUUGUUGUUGGUCAAUCCAUUUCCAACCCUUCCUAAUAUCAUAUCAACCAAUCACCAUUAA
This is a messenger RNA of Cavenderia fasciculata, 795 nucleotides long. RefSeq lists its product as uncharacterized. The record is from RefSeq and is a predicted model, not a curated record. NCBI's taxonomy places the organism in Eukaryota, Evosea, Eumycetozoa, Acytosteliales, Cavenderiaceae. The transcript has 3 exons. Gene Ontology annotation, molecular function: protein binding. Bases 1 to 795 code for a protein of 264 amino acids.